Messenger RNA from Ceraceosorus guamensis, 1307 nucleotides. RefSeq lists its product as hypothetical. NCBI's taxonomy places the organism in Eukaryota, Fungi, Basidiomycota, Exobasidiomycetes, Ceraceosorales, Ceraceosoraceae. Gene Ontology annotation, cellular component: cytoplasm; nucleus. Gene Ontology annotation, biological process: microtubule-based process. The record is from RefSeq and is a predicted model, not a curated record. The transcript is spliced from 2 exons. The coding region runs from base 150 to 1187 and encodes 345 amino acids.
CUGCUGCACCCCUGCUGAUCAUUCUUCGUGAAGCUCGGAGCGAAGCCACAAGGGCUUUGGUAUCUACGUCACUGAGGAAGUGCCGGAUUCUUUCCCAUCUCCGGGUGCAGAGCUUCUGCGCGAGUCAGACCACGCACGUGAAGGCAGCCAUGACGUCGACCCAAGAAGAUUCACAAGAGGCGUCAGGGGACUUCACUUUUCAAAAGGUCAGACGAGGUCGCAAAGGCAAGAGGGGACAAGAUGCAGCAAGAUCGACGGCUCCAUCAUUUGCACCUCAUCCGCAUCCCGAGGACUCGGUGCAAACCAUGACUCCGGAGCAAGCUGCUGCGCUUUUGAGCCGACGAAGAGAGAUUGUCCUCGGCAAGCGCAGAUUGCUGGAUGGUCACGACGCAGACGAAAGGACAAUGGUCGCUGUAGCAGAAUGCGUGCGCAAAGCCUUGAGAGACCAAACUGUGGCAGAAGAUGAGCGGGGGGCUACCAGUUCACAGAGCGCAGCGCGGUCUACAGAUUCAUUACGCCCGGCUCAUAUCCUUCAUCUAGGACUGGGCAGCGUCAUAAAUAAUCGGAUUGCUCAGUUCCAGCUUGGAUUCCUGCUGCUUCUCAGGGAUCAGCUCGGUGGAGAAGCCUGCAGCGUUCAAGGUUUUGACCCGAUUUGGACGAAGGAGGACACAGACUUGCUAGAGUCCUUUGAUCUUACAUGUCUCUCCAAGAACGAGCAGGGCUCCUACGUUCUGGAGCAGCCAACGCUCGUGUACAUGCCCCACUGCGGUCGAUCGCUCUACGAAUCGAUUCUCCGGGCAAAUUGGAGCAUCAAAGGUCUUCAUAAUCUGCUGCUCUGUUCGAACGGGUUCGACAAGUAUGCACAAUUGUCCAACGACCUAAAGAGAGAAGCGCCUUGCAUGCACAGGAUACUACCCCACCUUCACGUCAUACCUCUUCCAUCCGUACCCGCUCCUAAUCAUGAUUCGCUCAACGACCUCGUUUUUCAGCGUUUUGCUCCGACACUUCAAGCGGCAGAAAGGCAGUCGCGAGAGGGCAGCGCGAACGCGUCGUCCGUCGACGGCCUUGUCGCGCAUAUGAGACACACACUAUCCCUCGACCCUCCUGUCACGCCAUGGAGACCAGGCUUCUGGGAGCUGCCGCCUCUAGACCCACGGCAACUCGUUAAAGAUCCUGAAUUACAGUGACCCUGUCCUGCUAUGCUUUGACAGACCGACACGGGUUUGAGGCCAUAGUUCCGACGAGCAAGUGAACAUACUCAAAAGGAGCAUAGUACAAGACGCACUCCAAAUCAGUGUCGAUGAGCC